Molecule: messenger RNA, 975 nt
Organism: Leishmania mexicana MHOM/GT/2001/U1103
Lineage: Eukaryota; Euglenozoa; Kinetoplastea; Trypanosomatida; Trypanosomatidae
Exons: 1
Coding region: 1-975 (324 amino acids)
Source: RefSeq, a predicted model, not a curated record
AUGUUCAGAGCUCAUCGCCCCGCCGGCCCUAGUUGCGCUCUCUUGAGCGACCCGUCUUCGUCGUCCGCAAGCUCGCGCAGAGCCGUUAAGCCGGAGGGGCGACCCAAGCGAGGCCGCAGUCCAUGUGAGGAUGAAGUGGCCUUCAAGGAGCUGCAAGCACGCAAGCUGGACGUGCAAAGUCGACUGCGGCAGCAAAUCGAAGUAUUGUCUGGACUCGAGAGUAAUGUGCUGGAUUUCUACUACACCCACAUGUUGCGGUUUGAGCCGCUGGUUGAACCCACAUCGCAGAUAUCCCCGUCCGCGGCGACAGCACCAGCCUCGGCCAGGGAUGCCGUAUUAGGAGGAGAGUUUGCAGAGCUUUUUCCCGAAUUGAAAAGCACCACCACUCUCGCCGACACGUGUGAUGAGAGCGCCACCGUAUCGACACACGAGCCCGCGCCGAGUCAGUCGACUGGGGUGCCGGCAAAAACGCGCUAUUAUUACGACAGCGCACUCAUGCGGCUGUACCGCGAGGCCGCCUUUCAAGACAAGAACCUGGCGCAUCGGUACGCCCGUGAAAAGGCUCGGGUAGCGGCGACUGAGCUGUCUGUGCAGCGCGACAUUAUCGACGGCUCUCUCGCCGAACAGCUCCGCACAGAACAUGAGGAGCAGGAAGCACUCAACAAACUGAGUGGCUCCCUUGCAGAGGUGACGGCGCAAAGUGCGGCACACCAGCAGUCGUUGCAGGCGGCAGAGGAGCGUAUCAAGGGGAUCGAGAAGGCCAAAGAGGCGUGUCUCGCUCGCAAGACAGUGCUUGAGGCAAAGAAGCAGGAGCAGAUGGAUAACGCGGAGCACAUCAAAGAGGAGGUAGCCGCGUUUCGCCGUUGCGUCGAGGCCGCCGCCCGCGAUCUGGAGAGGCGGCGACUGAUCAAUUGCAGUCUAGAGGACGAGAUUGGGAGGAGACGUGCCGCGCUGAAGCGACGCAAGAAGGAUUGA